This is a messenger RNA of Micropterus dolomieu (smallmouth bass), 413 nucleotides long. RefSeq names its product ghrelin/obestatin prepropeptide (gene ghrl). The transcript has 4 exons. Gene Ontology annotation, cellular component: extracellular region. The coding region runs from base 60 to 383 and encodes 107 amino acids. The record is from RefSeq and is a predicted model, not a curated record. Gene Ontology annotation, molecular function: growth hormone-releasing hormone activity. Lineage: Eukaryota; Metazoa; Chordata; Actinopteri; Centrarchiformes; Centrarchidae.
CAGUUUGUUUCUUGAUAUUGACUGCAGUAGAGCAAGCACUUUUAGAUUUUUAUUCCACCAUGUUUCUGAAAAGAAACACCUGUUUGCUGGUCUUUCUGUUUUGUUCUCUGACCUUGUGGUGCAAGUCGACCAGUGCCGGUUCAAGCUUUCUCAGCCCUUCUCAAAAACCUCAGAGCAGGGGGAAGCCGCCCAGAGCCGGCCGCCAAGUCAUGGAGGAGCCUAAUCAACCCACUGAGGACAAUCACAUCACAAUAAGUGCCCCGUUUGAAAUUGGCAUCACUAUGAGUGGAGAGGACUUUGAGGAGUACGGUGUCCCGCUGCAGGAGAUCAUUCAGCGUCUGCUGGGAAACACAGAGACAGCAGAAAGACCAGCACAACCUUGAAGAUCAUGGACAAGAUUUUAAAAUUUUCUG